Messenger RNA from Mesocestoides corti, 840 nucleotides. The record is from the annotation of a GenBank genome assembly. Lineage: Eukaryota; Metazoa; Platyhelminthes; Cestoda; Cyclophyllidea; Mesocestoididae.
AUGGACGCAGGGGCUAGGAAAAUGAAUUUACCCCGGUUAAUAGAACAGUUUUUGUGGUGCUGUUCUAUUGUUAAUUGUGUAAUUUUGCUCCUCUACUUUUUGGCAGCUUUCUCCAAAAACACGGGCCAGUCUGGCGUACCUGAGAAUACCAAGUCCGAUUUAUUCUCGAAAUUACCAUUUCGAGGAGUUCACGCUGACGUGGAAGAUCUUGAUGGGCUACUGGACCUCUCAUUCCACGCAUUCCUGUCGAACCAAACCCCCAUUCGAAUAAACCAACCACCUGCCGCCUACAAUUUCCUCUCGUUCAAACUCACUGAACUCUGGCUAAGUGAAUUUGAAAACGUGACUCUCAGGUGUCGAUGGGAAGUCCAAACACCUGCAUCGGGAAGCCCAGCCAAAAGGCGGUCGUUCAUACGCGUUUGGAUGAGUUCUGAUUCCCUAAAUUUUAUUGGCCGCAUAGAAUGCCCCUUGAUACCUGCAUCUCCCCCCAUUCGAAUCACCGUCCACCCGGUUUUAGCCGAAAUGAAGCUCCAAUUUUUACCACCAGUGAGUAGGAAUCAAACAAGGAACCUGUUCAAGCUGAAACGCCUGAAGAUUUCUCGCUGGUCAGGCGUAAGUGUGGAGCCCAUUGACGCAAAGGCACCCAAUUUCCUUCACCUCGUCGUCUUCAAAGCCGUGGAACUGAUCUCCGUCUUGACGGCCUUCCCAUCAAGAAUUUGGAUACAGCGGUACUUGAGGUCGGUAAUUGAGGACACCAUCGUGAAUCCAACUCUGCCCCAACCUCUGCUGCAACUUGCAUUGCAGAUUUUUGGCGACGGUGGUUUCGCUCCCCAAAUCUGA